Molecule: messenger RNA, 777 nt
Organism: Mycena citricolor
Lineage: Eukaryota; Fungi; Basidiomycota; Agaricomycetes; Agaricales; Mycenaceae
Source: the annotation of a GenBank genome assembly
AUGCGCGCCGCAAAGAAAGCCGGAGUCGACAAGUCAAGCAGCAACAUCUGGGCGGUACGCGACCACUUCCCUGACUCGCUCAAGGACAAAACGCCCCCAGCACCAAAGGACUGGACCGCAUUCACAGAGGCAAUCAAGAAGGUUGACAUCACCCAGCUCAUUGAGGCCGCGGAGGAGGAGCGCCAUAUGGUCAAAGCCAAAGCCAGAACCCAGAAGGUCGAAGCAGAACUGGCCGUUCUGCGGGCAUGCGGACUGAGGGUGCCGCCGCCAGCCAUCCCUGCAUCCCCCACCACCCACAUCCGCACUCAGCUGGGCCGCACCAACAUCUCGUCAACGCACAUCCCUGCUCCCGCAUUUACCUCAUCACCCAAGAUUCUGGGCCCGGAAGCCAAGGCCAACCUCAUCCGCGUGGUAGAACGGAUGCGAUCUGCCGCCCCGCUGCUUUCAACCUCCGCCACGGAUGUAGCCUGGUAUAACACGCUGUUCCAGCAUUGGAAAGAGACAAGUUCAGCACGUCCCGUGGAGGAGGUUGGAGUCCCGCUGUCGCCGGGCACGGUCUGGCCUGGCAGCAGUGAAUGCUGGAACUGCGGCAAAGUCACUGCACCGCGCCACAAUGCCGCGGAUUGUGACGGCGCCAAAAUCCCUCUCCCCGAACGGCGCUUCCGCCGCAUCUGCUCAAAAAACCUUCCUCGCACCGCGCCGGUUGCUGUCAACGCUGUUUUGGGAAGCUGGAUGGACGACAAUGACGAGCAGGGUUUUCCAGGGGAGUCACUGUGA